AUGUCCGUCAUUAUAACGACGGUUCCGGUGACUGUGACUGCAAGUCAGUCGGUCCUUGUCGUCACCUCGACCAUUGCAGCAUCUCAACUCUCAAUCGCUACGGCCAAUCCGACUGAAUCAGCCAACAGCGUGAGCGCUACUGCCUCUUCUGCCAAUCAAGUCAGCCGAUCCUUAUCAGCUGGCGACAGCACCUCAUUAACUAGUCCCUCAGGCACUGCAUCAUCAAGUGACAACUCUGCGCCUUCUCACCCCCCUAUCGGUGGCAUUGUAGGAGGUGCUGUAGGAGGUGUCGCGUUAAUAGCUUUCAUCCUCCUCCUUGCCUGUCUCUUCAGAAAGCGUCGCAAAGCAAAGAAAGAUGCCAACCUCUUCCCUGCCAACUCGGUCGUCAUGACCGAUGCUGCUUCCGCGCUCCCUCUUCUCGGUGCUGACAGAUCGAUCCAUGGCGGCUCGCACACUGGUGCUCACGUAUCCGAAGCCCACUCUUCCCACUUGCAUCGACCAUCAGCCGCUUCGCUCGCACCAAGUUUCAUCAUGGGCUCAUCGGCAUCCUUCCCUCAUUCACACGGCAGCCACUAUGGCCAGCCUCUGAACGGUGCCUUAUCUGGUAGCAGCCAAGACUAUCCUGGUGGCUUCGCAAACGGUUACCCGGAUGUCCACCGCACCGCCUUCUACGAACCUCCGAUGCCUCCUGCAGUUGACCCCCGCAUCGGGCCAUCCGCCAAGAUGAUCGAUCCUCGAGCACAUGUUGUUCCUCCCGGCAUGGCAAGCCUCCCGACGGGGGCUGCACCUUCCGACUAUGCUGCGUUGAGUGAAGCUGCUCGUUGGCGAGGCAUGCAACAAGCACCACCUCCUAGUACGCCAGGCUUUGAACCAGCCUGGUCCGGUGCUGCAUCGUUGAAUGACGCUAGUAGCCAUCGAGGAUCUCACGGCAGUUCACUAGCCAUGCACCCUGCUGUCAUGCAGUUUUCGGAGGAACCCGGACCGAUUGCCACUGAAGCUGAGCAUCUGCAACGUCGGCCACCUGCCGCUAGAUUUCCAGGCCAGCAGUCCAAGCUGGACACCAUUCCAGGCUCUGUCGCUGUCUCCGAAAUCGCGAGCGGUGAUCACCACUGGAUGCACUCUGGCGCAACGAGCCAGCGUGGCGACCUCUCAGUACCUCCCAAGCUUCCAUCGAUCCCUGCUUCAAGCCCUCUUAUCUUGCAGGGAGCUACGUCGUUUGCACCGCAGAACUCUCUAGCUGUCAACGCUGUGUUUCCGGCUGCUGUCGGAUUGGCGGGACCGAGCCUGACUGCUGAAGCCGGCGCCGACACGUUUCAGUCGUCCAAUGGUACCUACAACAGUGACGGCACCUACAACACUUAUACGGGAGCUGUCAAGGGGCAACUUCGCGUAGUUGGCGAGUCUACCGAAGGCCCUAUGAGCAUCCUUGAAGAAGCUUCUCACAGCAGGGCACCGAGGCGAGACAUGAGCGGUGACUCAAAGAACGGCGAGUUCUGGGUGGAUGCUUCUGAGAAGGCGCAACUUGGUGCUGCGGGCAGACGACUUGGCCAACACUCUGCCAACAACAGCACUUGGAGCAUCAACAAGACGGGGAGCCGAAUGAUCGAGAUGCUUGACACAGACGAACAACCUAACCUGCCAACUUCUGUCACUGGCCCUGAUGAGCCAUCUCGAAAGCAGAUAGCUGCUCCUUCCCGACCUUCGUUUUGGAAGGAGCGCACCAAGUCGUCCCAAUCUAUCACCAAGGUCUUCCGCAACUCUCCUCUCACUGGUGCGCAUGCAGCGCCCUCCGAUCGCUCUCCUGCGAUGAGUACCAACAGUGCACGUUUCGGCGGAGCCCUCGCCGACUCUGCUGGAGCCAAUGGCAUUUCUGGUCGAGCUGCCGAGACUGAGCAUCUGCCACUGCUCGAUCUAGGCAAGUCGGCGACAUCUUCGGCGGACUCGCCCAAGCCGAUGGAUGGAGAGGCUGACAUGUGGAAAGAGUCGUCGAUGGCCAGGUCUGCUAACAAUGCGAUGCGAAAGUGGACCAGGAAGAAGCCAGGCAAGAGCGCAUCCAAGGGCAACGAGGUGGAUGUGGAUGAGCUCUUUGGUUGA
Ustilago hordei is the source of this 2094-nucleotide messenger RNA. RefSeq lists its product as uncharacterized. The record is from RefSeq and is a predicted model, not a curated record. The transcript is spliced from 2 exons. The coding region runs from base 1 to 2094 and encodes 697 amino acids. Lineage: Eukaryota; Fungi; Basidiomycota; Ustilaginomycetes; Ustilaginales; Ustilaginaceae.